GAAAACGUGGAGUGGCUUCUUCAACAAAGCCCCAGAGUCGUCUUCUAGAUCCAGCUCGCUACUAUGUCGAAGAAGAGAGGGCUUUCGUUGGAGGAGAAGCGCGAGAAGAUGCUCCAGAUCUUCUACGAUUCUCAGGACUUCUUUCUUCUGAAGGAGCUUGAGAAGUCGGGACCGAAGAAAGGUGUUAUUUCUCAGUCUGUGAAAGAUGUGAUUCAGAGUUUGGUGGAUGAUGACCUUGUUUUCAAGGACAAGAUUGGAACCUCUGUGUACUUUUGGAGUCUCCCUAGCUCUGCUGGGAAUCAGCUAAGGACUUUGUAUAGCAGACUUGAAUCUGAACUACAAAGUAGUAAGACGCGGCAUGUUGAACUUGUCGAACAGUGUAAUGAACUGAAGAAGGGACGAGAGGAAUCUGAUGAACGAGAGGAGGCCUUAGCUGAGCUAAAAGAGAUUGAGUUAAAGUACAAUAAGCUGAAGGAAGAGAUGGGGCAGUAUGCAGAUAAUGAUCCAGCUGCCUUGGAAGCAAUGAAGAAUGCAAUUGAAGUUGCCCAUGCAGCAGCUAAUCGAUGGACAGACAACAUCUUCACAGUGCGUCAAUGGUGCUCAAAUAACUUCCAGUCAGCCAAAGAGCAGCUUGAACACAUGUAUAAGGAGGUUGGAAUAACAGAAGACUUUGACUAUCUCGAGAUGUCACCAGUUCCACUGAGCUCAGUUGGUGAUUAGAUGCUGAUGUAAUAGGACUUCUGCAGUCUUUAUAUAGUAUGACAUAAUAUAAACUACAGAAUAUUUACUGAUGUUCGUAGUACAUUUCUAAGUUUGCACU
Molecule: messenger RNA, 820 nt
Organism: Argentina anserina (silverweed cinquefoil)
Lineage: Eukaryota; Viridiplantae; Streptophyta; Magnoliopsida; Rosales; Rosaceae
Product: meiotic nuclear division protein 1 homolog
Exons: 10
Coding region: 64-720 (218 amino acids)
Biological process (GO): reciprocal meiotic recombination
Cellular component (GO): nucleus
Molecular function (GO): double-stranded DNA binding
Source: RefSeq, a predicted model, not a curated record